AUGGGAUGCAAGAUGUCCAAAAAGAUGGGCAGAAAAGGCAGAACCACCAAACACAAGCAGACUAUUGAAGAAAUAGAGGCCACAUCUGCACCUCUUCAACUUGGAGAUUUUCCAAACAUGAAACGUCCUCAGCUUCAAAAGUUAUGCAAACAGUUAGGACUCAAGGCCACAGGAAAGGUAAGAAAACAUAAUAUUAUUGUCCUCAGGAUAAAAUGGAGUGCUCGUAAUCUACAGUCACUCCUUUGCUUAAAUGAAUUUGUAACUACAAUCCUGGUUAAAAUGUUUUCGACACUAAUUGUCUUUCCUGCAAAGGAAUUGCAGUUCAUGUUAAUCCUCCCCCCCUCCUGGACUGUUGGUUGUUAGCAGUCAAAAACCUUUUACACAUCAUCAGAGUUGUCACUAAGAUUUCAAGUUGCUGGGUAAUUGCAACAAGUAGGCAAGGAAAAAAAUCAGCUAGAGAUUUCUUGGGGUUCUAUUUUUGCUAUGGGCCACUUUCAUAGUAGCUGGGGGAAAUCCCAGCCCCUGACUCUUAUUGUCAGCCCUGCAUCAUCCACACGAUUAUGGACCUCAACUUUGAUCAGGGAGGGGGUGGGGGCAGAGAAACCUUGAUAUGAGCGUGUACUGCUGGUAACAUUCGUACCAGCAAAUUGCUAACAAAAACACGUAAAGAUCGAAGGCAAGUGUCCAAACCUUUUGGCCAAGAUUGUAAUGAAUAGACAAGAAUUUAUUGUCAGUUCAAUGAAUCUUUAAUACAAAAAGUCAUGUCUCUGUCUUGUGAGGGCUAGUAACCAGAAAAUGGCUUGACUAGCUUUGCAAUGUAGUCUGCAAAAUGGUUUUAAUGUGGUAAAGCUGCAUGAAAUAUUAUCCCAAUGUAUUGCUUAAGUUAUUGAUUAUUUUACAUGUUUUCUGUCUUGAAGAAUGUUGAGCUUAUUGAAAGGCUUCAAGAGUAUCAGAAAGAAGUUACGGUCUCUAGCAACAAUAACGAAGUUUUAGGACAAGUUCCUUCAUCCACAACCUCAUCUGCAAAGGAAAAGAAAAAAGAAAAGCAGUGUCUCAUAACUGACACCUCUGAAACAGUUGAAAGGCAAUUCCCAAUAGAUAAUCUUUCUAAGAACCAGGUUCAGACAUCAGCUCCACCAUCAUCUCCAACAUCUUCUACAGAAGAAGUAGAAAAUGGAAAAGAGUGUCUUGACAAUGUUACCUUUGAAAUAGUCGAUAGUAAAAUUCCUACAGAUGAACAUGUUCAUAUCGGGAAGAGUGACUACUCUGCUUCAGAGGGAGCUGAUGAAGAAGUGUGCUCAAACCCAAUGGAUAAUAAUAAUUGUGACUUCCCAGACAGUACGUCAACAGAUCACAAGGAAGAACAAAAGACUGUGACAGUCUCCAAAGCUGACUCACAUUCAGAAACAGUUCUCAGGGAAUUGAACUGCAGAGUAACAUUAACAGGUCUGUAACAUUGUAUUAUUAUGAGGCAUGUAACAGGCCACUAUACAUGUGGUCAUGUGUCUUAACACUUGAUAAGUUUGAUUCAUUGACCUGGAUCAGGAUCCCUUUUGCUUACAACAAGACUGCUUCUGUUAGAUGUGGCUAAAUGUAAUUUAGGCUAAGUUAAAAGUGAGACAACGCUGGCCAGCGGUCUCCUUCUCUAAUCGUAUGUAGGGCAGUCUUGGGGUUUAGCUGGGCCUUGGUGAUUUUACAAUGCUUUCGCAGGAGUUAAUUGUUUUGCUCUCAUUGCUUUUGCAUGCAGUGGUUUAGUUGUUUUUUGCCCCAACCCUCCCUCCUCUCUGGACGCUGUUUGGUAAGUAUCUGUGCCUCUCUCCACUGAGGUUCUCAGUAUGACGGUGCCUAGCUGAUGGGUGCCGCUCUCAGGGUUUUCAUGGUUACCCUCUAAGAUCGCUUGCGGCCCCCUUCCGCUUCUACAGGCACCCUCCCCAUACCCAUCUAUUGUUGACAGGUUUAACCUCCAUUGGAGGAGGCAAUGUGACCUAGCGGUUAGAGCGCAGGACUUGCAAUUUGGAGGCCCCGAGUUCAAGUCCCGCCCUGACUGCUGUAUGAUUUGUUUACGGUAGUCCAGCUACCUACUGUACAGUGAACAUGUAUAGUAUUAAACCACUAGGAAAGUUGACACAGGAGGGAGAAAACACUAGGGGAGGUGACGAUGUCUUUCCCAAUUCUCUGACUGCUCAAGUUUUCAAGCAGGCUUAAUUUAGCAACAUUUAUCUGAGACAACAGGACAGUGAUAGUGCUACCCAUACCUUUAAUAGUGGAUUAACUUCAGGUUUGCGUAACAUUAAGAGGCCUGCAAUCAAACCCCCACAAGACCACAAGACUUCAGGGUCUUUUGAAGACAGUGAAAGAUCUUGAGGGAGGAGUGUUUAAAAGGUCUUGACAGUCUUAUUCAGAUGAUUCCAUAACCGGGGCAACUGAAAAUCAUUAGCCUUAAAGUCAAGAAUCCUUCAUGCUUUGAUUGGUUUAGUGGUGAGGGCCAUGUAAAAAAUGCGUCUCGACACUAAGAGCCUGUUUACAUGGAGGUAGGGGAGCCGAGGUACAGGUAGGUGAGGUAACCCACUUAGGUAGGGUAACCAGCUGCCUGUCCAUAUUAUCUCUCAUUUUAAUUUGUUCAUGUUUACAUGAUAGGUGGAGUGUUACCUUACCUACCUGAGCUCCCCCACCUCCAUGUAAACAGGCCCUAAGUACAAUAUGCACAGGGCUGUGGAUUUGAUCUCCUGGCCACUAUGAACAUGACCCCUGGCUACACUGUACUUGCACUGGAAACAAAAAAGAAAAUAAACCCAAAAGAACAUCCUAGCUGUUUAAUUCCCUGCAUAAUAAUUAAUAGUGGAGCUCCACACACGCGUGAAGCGUGAGUGAGCGGAGCCCCAUACAGUUACCUAAGAAUAUUUGGUAAUCUAUCUAUUCAAAACAUUUUGGUAAUCACAUGACUUUAUGUCCGUCUCUCAGCACCACAGGAAAACCUAUGUGAAAUGUUAAACUUUCUAGCUAGUGUGGGAGCAUAUAACUUGUGUUUAACUUGAUAAUAGACGUCCCUAUCAUAGUCAAAUGACAGUUGUCUAAACAAGGUAUCUACUGACCAGAGUCACAUGACUGUAUCGUAGGCUCAGGUGCCAACUUAUCAAAGUCAUGUGUUUUCUUGAAGUUUUCUGCUGACCAGUUGUUAGCUUUUAAUUGAUUGCAGGCUCAAGUUUUUGUUUUUCAGUCAUAUGGUUCUCCCCAAAAGUUAAGAAUAGAUUUGGGAUUUCUUUGCAAUGGUUUAAGUCCAUUGUCUGAAGUAAAUUUCAAAUGCAUAAAAUGGGAGCUUUGCUUUUAGCUCUGGCUAAAUUUAUAUAAUUAUUAUACUAUGUACAUGCACCUAACUGAGUGGCAACUUAAAAAGUUAGGGUGCAUUUCAUUUGUCAGAACUGGCCAGCCAGACCUUGGCCAGACCAAUCAUUAUGACAAUGAAAUAGGUUUUUUUGAAGAGUUUUAACACUAGCUGGAAAACCAUCUCCCUGUGCAUGCUAUUUAGGUUUUGACUGAUCUGGCUGGAUAGCUUUGAUUAAAAGUGAAAUUCUCAUUAUGACAGGAAUGGUCUGGCCAGUCAGUUGUGGCAAAUGGAAAGCACUGUUAGUCAGCGACAGCUAGCCCUGAUUCAAGUUCUCUUUGUAGUGACAUGUAAAUUAUAAAUCAGCCAAAUAUUUUCAUUUGAGAAUGAAUCAUUAACUAUUAUUAUAUUUAAUUUUAAUUGUUCAUGUAGAUGCAAAACCUAAUCACAACAAAGCAAAGAUCAAUGCCUGCACAAGGUGGUGUGUUGUGGAGGGCCUUUUAAAACAAGACAUGAAGACUCAGUGGAGGAAGAUUCAUCUGUUAGGGGGAAAGCCUAUGAUUUCAAACAGUUUUGGUAAAAGAGUUCCUUUUGUGUUGGAACCCUCUGGUCUGAAUACUCCAGAUGAUUAUGAUGAUAACUACAUCUGUGGUACUUGCGUCAGGGAUAAUGAAACAGCUUUGAGAUGGAAGGGCAGUUCACGGAUGGUCCACUCCACGGUCACUCAGCGGGAAGCUAUAAACCAAGGUAAGGAACCAUUAUGUUCAAUGAGCUGGUUAACAUGCUUUGCUUCCUUUUUAUGUGAAUUUAGUUCUUGACUUUACAAUGCAAUGUACUUUAUUUUGCAACUGAAAAAACAUGGGUUACAUGUUGUGGACUGUGUAGAUUUCUUUUCCCUCAGUACAGUUUGUAUUUACAUUGCAGUGUUCUCCUUAUGAGGUGGUUAAAACUGGUUAAUUUUACUGUCUGAAGCAACACUUCUUACAGCCUUCAACCACUUGAAAGUUUGCUAAAAUUGAAUUAGUUGUUUUAAAAAAUACGGAAGUUGUGAUUGGAUCUGAUUCUCACAAGAAAAUAUAAAAAGAGUCUGGAAAAUUAAAAAUUAAAGUUUUAUGGGCCAUGCAUUUUGGGAAAAGAACAUUUUUCAAGACAAUGGUAAAUUUAUUGGAAUCAAACUUUUAAAUGUUUGCCUAAAUACUACAAUCAUGUUUGAUUCACACAAAAUAAGUCUCGAAAUGAGGGAAUGACAUCCCAGAGAACUUACAUGUAGGUCCUAAAUUUCCCAGCGAGGCGGGUCCAUGUCCCUCGCUUUACUUCUCCCUCCCCCAGGAGAGUGCUCCAUCCUCUGGCGCAUAUUUUUUGCUUAACCCGGGCCAGGAGUGGUUUCUUAUCUACUGAGCUAAAUUUAGGGAGAACACUGCGUUGUAAGAAACUUUGGGUCCUUAAGUUUCCAUUUGUUCCCACUCUGCUGUUCAAGUCUCCAGUGAAUGUGAUUGCUGUUGAUGUCUAUUAUAUUUAAUCAUUCAUAACUUUUAUUAUUUUUCCAGGGUACACAAAAUUUAUCAGAUAGUAAAGUUUAUGUAACGUUGUGGAGUCGUUAAUAUAAUCUUUUUGUUGCAAAACAAAAAUAUCAUCCAGCAAAAGUUUGAAGCAAAACAAUCUAAAAUAACAAAUUAUCAUCAUGUUCAAAAUUACAGGGCAUCCUCUUAGUACAUACGUGAUCAAGAAACCUAAUUACACGUAAAUACUGUAGUUAACACUGAUCUUUGAGGCCUUUGACUAACAAAAUAGUUUAAAAAAUGCUUGUAUGGUGAGACCUACACUGUAGGAACUCUUUUCUUGCAGAAUCAGAGGCAAGUGUGACAUGCAGCACACCAACAUCACCUAACCAUAGUAUUCUGACCAGCUUCUCAAGGGUGGGUUCCGUAAAGCGUAAGAGAAGUGACAAUUCAAACACCUCCUUUGCCAACUCAUCAGCUGAUUCAGAUCAGAUGGACAGAAAGAGAAGGAAAGAAAACACUAUUAGAUCUGGUAGCAACACUCCCGCUAGCCCUCAAGUUCGUAGAGCAAGGGGUGAAGAACUCUUACCAAGGUAAAGAAGAGUUACAUGUAAGGUCAGCCUUUGAACAACCACCUAGCCUGCACAGUGCAAAGGCAAGGUAUUGACCAGAAAUGAUAAAAUGAUACAGGGUAUAAUAAUACAUUGUACAUCAACAGUCAUUACCCUUGUGAACGGUGAGGAACAGUUUUAAAUUAAUUUCUGUUUUCCCAAUUCAGAAAUCUUCACAAACCUUGGCGCCCCAGGAAGCUAACAAAGACAGCCUCACAGACUCAAGUGAAGGAGGACACAGAUUUUGCUAAAAGAGUUGAGGAAAUUAUCAAAAACACACAGCCAGGCUCUGAGGAGGAAAUGCACAUGAUCAUGAGUUCUAAAUCCAACAGGAUUCAGCGUUCACCCACAAAAAAAUGA
Molecule: messenger RNA, 5792 nt
Organism: Porites evermanni
Lineage: Eukaryota; Metazoa; Cnidaria; Anthozoa; Scleractinia; Poritidae
Source: the annotation of a GenBank genome assembly